AUGAGCUGUGAUCACUCGUUUUGUCCGAUCGUGUUCAUUCGAUCUGCUGAUCGGCAUAUCACUAAUGAGGACCCCUGUACCAUUAGCUGGUCAAGCCAACAGCUAAAUAUACUAAGGGGUAUAGUUGAACGUAUUACUAGCCCCAAAGAUCAUCCAUUCAGCGUGACUUUCAAUUUCACAGAAUUGAGUAACUCGUGGCAAAUAAGCAAGGACCGCAUCUAUGCAAAGAUUAUUGAGCUAUAUUACAUCAGAGAUACAUCAACGAACGAUUUGGAUCUCGAAGAUUCUAGCAGUGCGAAUAAACAAAUCCGGGUCGGAUCAUUACUAUCUGACAAGAAAUAUGAAAUGUUUCAUCCUAUUCGUGAGCUGGAGCUGCUAAAAUUCAAUUCCCCAGAUUCGAAUCUCAGUCACACAGCAGAGUUCCACUACAGACAAUCCUCCAUUUCGGGGCAGAACCCUUUUUUGGGUAUCGGAUCUCCGAGACUGGGUCCAUUGGAGCCAGACAAUUUAAACUCCGGUUCAAGUGAUGGAAGUGAUACAAACCUUGCAGUAACUUCAAUUUAUCUCUAUCGAUCGAAGUUCAUACAUCGCGAAACUCCAAAUCAAAUCAAUCAAUCUGACUACGAUAUAGAACCAGAAAACAAUGGCUAUGAGUAUCUAUUGGCGGGGACAGCCGAAAGUUUAUCAAAAUCAUUAUUGGAGCAAGAGCUUCUGGAUCGCAUUUAA
This is a messenger RNA of Ogataea haglerorum, 726 nucleotides long. RefSeq lists its product as uncharacterized. Lineage: Eukaryota; Fungi; Ascomycota; Pichiomycetes; Pichiales; Pichiaceae. The transcript has a single exon. Bases 1 to 726 code for a protein of 241 amino acids. The record is from RefSeq and is a predicted model, not a curated record.